AUGUGCACAAAAACCCAUCUCCGUUCUUUCUACUUCAUCAUUCUCUCCGAUAAAACAAUCCAAUCUAUGGACAAAAAGGUCAAGUGGAGCUGGACCUCCGCCCUUAUCGGAGCGGCAUCAGCGGUGGCAGCCACGGCGGUGCUCUCAGCGAAGCCCAAGGACCCCACCUUCCACCUUAUCUCCAUCAACUUCACAUCUUUCAAGCUCAACCUUCCAACCAUCCUCGAUGCAGAACUAGUCCUCACAGUCCAUGUCACCAACCCCAACAUCGCACCCAUUCACUACUCCUCCACCGCCAUGUCCAUAUUCUACCAGGGAUCCCUCCUCGGCUCGGCCGCUGUAGCUGCCGGCUCCCAGCCCCCACGCUCCUGCCAGCUCCUCCGCCUCCCUGCGCGCCUCCGCGGCCUGGAGCUCGCCCAGCACGCCAAGUGCUUUGUCGCUGACGUGGCCAGGCGGGAGAUGGUGCUUGACGCCGCCGUGGAUAUCAGCGGCACCGCCAGGGUGCUUUGGUGGGACCACAAUUUUAAGGUGCACGUUGACAGCCACGUUACCGUCGAUCCUGUGUUCCUUGAUGUCAUUGAUCAGGAAAAUACUUCGGAACUUGAACUUUUUGCCGCUUAAUUAGUGAAACUGAAUAAUGAGCCAGUAAUCAGUGAUGGAAUUUGGGAAUGUACUCCAAACAAUGGAGAGGAAAAUUGUUAUUUUUGGGAAUUGGUGAUAAUCAAAGCUUUCAAUCGUUUUAUUUUUUCUUCCA
Molecule: messenger RNA, 754 nt
Organism: Arachis ipaensis
Lineage: Eukaryota; Viridiplantae; Streptophyta; Magnoliopsida; Fabales; Fabaceae
Product: Late embryogenesis abundant (LEA) hydroxyproline-rich glycoprotein family
Biological process (GO): response to desiccation; defense response to other organism
Source: RefSeq, a predicted model, not a curated record